Molecule: messenger RNA, 759 nt
Organism: Rhincodon typus (whale shark)
Lineage: Eukaryota; Metazoa; Chordata; Chondrichthyes; Orectolobiformes; Rhincodontidae
Product: myosin light chain 3-like
Exons: 7
Coding region: 2-568 (188 amino acids)
Cellular component (GO): myosin II complex
Molecular function (GO): calcium ion binding
Source: RefSeq, a predicted model, not a curated record
CAUGGCACCCAAGAAACCUGAGCCUAAGAAAGAGGAACCAAAGAAGGAGAUGAAGCCUGUUGAGCCAGAAAUCCCCAAAGAGCCUGAGUUUGACCCCAAGAAAGUAACUCUUGAAUUCACUGCUGAUCAGAUUGAAGAUUUCAAGGAGGCAUUCACCCUGUUUGACAGGACACCCAAUUCAGAGAUGAAGAUCACUUAUGGCCAGUGUGGUGAUGUUAUGCGUGCUCUAGGUCAGAACCCAACUAAUGCAGAAGUUAUGAAGGUCUUAGGAAGACCCAAGCAAGAAGAGAUGAAUACAAAGAUGUUGGACUUCGACACCUUUCUGCCAAUGCAUCAACAUAUUUGCAAAGUCAAGGACCAGGGCACGUUUGAGGACUUUGUGGAGGGUCUGAGAGUGUUCGAUAAGGAGGGAAAUGGCAAAGUCAUGGGGGCAGAACUUCGCCACGUCUUAGCUACAUUGGGUGAGAAAAUGACGGAGGAUGAAGUGGAACAGCUGAUGGCUGGACAGGAAGAUGCCAAUGGAUGCAUCAACUAUGAAGCUUUUGUAAAGCACAUCAUGGCUGGCUGAAGACUAGAAGUGAUAGAACUGCUCCAGCCUCUCAGUGAAUUCCUCCCUUUGACUGACAGGACAGUCAACCAGUGAAACCAUUCUCUCUUAUGGUGUUUGGUGAUUUCAAACAGCUCUCAAAUCCCACUGAACAUUUAUAUAUUUAAAAUGUUUUGCUCUCUCUUUCUCUCUCUCUCUCUGUAAUCCUGUUC